AUGAAGCCCACUUCCCUCUUUCUGGCGCCAAUCGUCAUUCUGGCGGGGGAGGACUACUUUGUCGCGACGUCGACGUUCGAGUACUUCCCUGACCAUCCCAUCUAUCACAGCAAGAACUUGGUCGACUGGGAACUCAUCGGACACGCGCUCAAUCGUCCUUCUCAGCUCAGUCUCUUUGGAACGCCUACUGAUGCCGGUUUAUGGGCACCUGGAUUGAGAUACAACAACGGCACCUUCUACCUUGUCGCCACCGCGCGGCAUGCGUAUACAAACGAGUAUAGACUGUUCCCAAGGUCGUUCUAUGUGACAACAAAUGAUAUCUUUAAGGGAGAGUGGAGCGAUCCUAUAUACUUUAACUCGCUUGGAUACGAUGCAGACCUCUUCUUCGAUGAUAAUGGCGAUGUGUACAAUACGUGGUGCGGUAUCAAUAACGCGGUGGACAAAAUAUACGGGAUUCAUCAGAACAAGAUCGACAUUGCGACUGGCAAUUCUUUGACGCCCGACGAGCUCAUCUUCAGUGGCACGCUGCCUCUGAACUCGUCGUCACGUCCAGAAGGCCCGCAUGUCUACCUCAUCAAUGGGACUUACUAUCUGCUCAUUGCCGAGGGCGGAACCGACCAGCACCAUAGGGCAACGAUCCAACGAGGGCCUUCGCCAUCUGGGCCAUGGGAGAACAACCCAAAGAACCCCAUCCUGUUCAACGGCGCGGAUCCGACCUUGCCUGUGCAAAGGACUGGCCAUGCGGAUUUCGUCGAGGGAGCGGACGGUUCUUGGUGGGGAGUGGCUCUAGGAGGGCGGCCGCAAGGCGGCAACGAUAGUCACAUUCAGCUGGGUCGAGAGUCAUACCUCUUCCCUGUUUCUUGGGAAGACGGUUGGCCGGUGUUCAACAACGGCGAUCCCAUCAGCGAGCAUAUCGAGGGCGUCCUCGACGACAAAUCGCCCCUCACCAACUACACGAACGACUUCGACACCGACCCCCUCGACAAGACCUUCUACUACGUCCGGACGCCGUACAAGCCUUUCCACUCCCUCACCGCACGGCCUGGAUAUCUCAGGCUGAAUGCCAAUGCCUACGCUCCCGGAGACCGCGACAGCGCGGCACUCCUGCUGCGCAAGCAGACGAGUUAUAACGAAGUCUUCGAGACGGAGCUCGACUUCCGGCCGACGGAUAAUUUGACGGAGGCGGGCAUCAGUGUCUACUACGGGGAUCAGCUGCAUAACGAGAUUGCGAUUACCGGGAACCCCGGUGGUGGCGAGGGCAGGUUCAUCAAAGUGAGAACUAUUGUGCAAGCGGAGCAGGUUGAUCCGUGGUCUCUGACCUACACGAAUAAUACCAUAACGACGGUUCAAUACUAUCCGCUCUCGACCUCCGAGGGGCCAGUAAAGCUGACCGCCAUCGGCAAGCCUACCGAGUAUACACUUGGGUACGCCGAAGCGAAUGAGGACUGGGUAUACCCUGUUACCUUCGACAGCGCUGCUAUCAGCGUCCCUCCCUUUGGAGGUUUCUUCUUCAAAGGCGCCGCCUUCGGAAUAUACAGCACGGGCAACGGGCGUUCAAGCUUAGUCCCCGCGGACUUCACGUACUGGAAGCAGACUCCUUUCGUGGCUACGUGA
Molecule: messenger RNA, 1614 nt
Organism: Schizophyllum commune H4-8
Lineage: Eukaryota; Fungi; Basidiomycota; Agaricomycetes; Agaricales; Schizophyllaceae
Exons: 11
Coding region: 1-1614 (537 amino acids)
Biological process (GO): carbohydrate metabolic process
Molecular function (GO): hydrolase activity, hydrolyzing O-glycosyl compounds
Source: RefSeq, a predicted model, not a curated record